AUGACCACCGACGCCCCAGUUGCUGCUGCUCCGUCCUCGCCCGUCGUUCCCCUCCUUGCCAACUCCCCGCCUACCUCCCCACCAGCAAAGCGUGUCAAGACCGACAGCAUGGCCCAGCAGACGGAACAACCUCAGUCGCUCGCCGCCGCUUUGGCUCCGGCUCCUGUUCCCGCCCUCGCCAUCCAGAAGCUCUCUGCCGACGCCAAGCUGCCGACCCGUGGCAGCGCCUUUGCUGCUGGCUACGACCUAUACGCUGCCCGCGCCUGCGUCAUCCCCGCCCGCGGCAAGGCCCUUGUGGACACGGACAUUGCCAUGGCGGUCCCCGCCGGCACCUACGGCCGCAUCGCGCCCCGCUCGGGGCUGGCCGCCAAGCACUUUAUCGACACAGGUGCGGGCGUGAUUGACGCCGACUACCGGGGCCAUGUUCGCGUGCUGCUCUUUAACCACAACGAGACGGACUUUGCAGUAGCCGCGGGCGACCGCGUGGCCCAGCUGGUGCUGGAGCGGAUUGUGACUCCCGACGUGGUCGAGGUGGCGCAGCUGGAUGAGAGCGUUCGGGGUGCUGGCGGCUUUGGCAGCACAGGUGGGUUUGGUGCUGGUGCUCCUACUGCGACUGCUCCGGCCGCUGCCGCCCUGGCCGCUGCACCAGUCCCGGCUCCGACGGAGGGCUCUGCGUAA
Molecule: messenger RNA, 678 nt
Organism: Sporothrix brasiliensis 5110
Lineage: Eukaryota; Fungi; Ascomycota; Sordariomycetes; Ophiostomatales; Ophiostomataceae
Product: dUTP pyrophosphatase
Exons: 1
Coding region: 1-678 (225 amino acids)
Biological process (GO): dUTP catabolic process; dUMP biosynthetic process
Molecular function (GO): dUTP diphosphatase activity; magnesium ion binding
Source: RefSeq, a predicted model, not a curated record